Messenger RNA from Menidia menidia (Atlantic silverside), 1788 nucleotides. NCBI's taxonomy places the organism in Eukaryota, Metazoa, Chordata, Actinopteri, Atheriniformes, Atherinopsidae. The record is from the annotation of a GenBank genome assembly.
AUGAAGAUCGUUACCUGGAACAUAAACGGUAUAAGAACAUUUAAAUUGGGCAUUAAAAGGGCUCUGGAUUCUCUAGACGCGGAUGUUAUUUGUGUUCAGGAGACAAAAGUGACAAGAGACCUGCUUGAUGAAAGAACUGCAAUCGUUGACGGAUACAACUCUUAUUUUAGCUACAGUCGGAGUCGCAGCGGCUAUUCAGGGGUUGCCACUUACUGUAAGGACAAUGCCACACCAUUUGCUGCUGAAGAGGGUCUCACCGGUCUGCUGACCAACCAUGAAGCUGCUGUGGGAUGCUAUGGGGACCUCGCCGAGUUUUCAAGUGAGGAGCUGCAGCUUUUGGACAAUGAAGGGCGAGCCGUGAUCACACAGCACAAAGUCAUGUGUCAGGACAAAGAGAAAACCAUUGCUGUUAUUAAUGUGUACUGUCCUCGGGCCGACCCCGAAAAGCCAGAGCGAAAGCAGUUCAAGCUUCAGUUCUACAAGCUGCUUCAGUCUCGGGCCGAAGCCAUACUUAAGGAUGGGAGCCAUGUGAUCGUUUUAGGCGAUGUAAAUACUUCUCAUCGGCCAAUAGACCACUGUGACCCCUGUGAUAUUGAUGAUUUUGAUGAAAACCCGGGUAGAAAAUGGCUCGACAGAUUUUUACACUCCAGUGGACGAGAACAAGACGACCGCGGAGAGCAGCCCGAUGCAGACUCCGAGGCGGUGGAUCCCGAUCCCCCCUCCUCUGGGAAAUUUGUAGACACCUUUCGCUAUUUCCACCCAGCUCGCGCUAACGCCUUCACGUGCUGGUCCACCCUCACCGGAGCGCGUCAGACGAACUACGGCACCCGCAUCGACUACAUAUUCGCGGACCACCGGCUGGCCAGGGAGCAGUUCGUGGGGGCGGACAUCAUGCCGGAGGUGGAGGGGUCAGACCACUGUCCUGUGUGGGGGAAGCUGAGCUGCUCUCCCCUCCCCAGCUCCAAGCCCCCCCCUCUCUGCACCCGCUACCUGCCCGAGUUUGCCGGGCGGCAGCAGAAACUCUCCCGCUUCCUCGUCAAAGUGGACCAAAAGCCAACCGGGUCUGAGCAAAAGGCCGCCUUGCCAGGAUCUCAAGAAGAAGAGGAAAGGAGGGAGAAUCUAAACCCGUUUGGAACCGAUGACAUCCCCGCUAAGAAACGCUCGUUGGCGUCCGACUCCGCCGCUCCCAAGGGGAAAAAGACCAAGACGGUGAAUACUUCUUUAAAGCCUCGGGGAAACCUGCUCUCCUUCUUCAAACCCAAACCCGCAGGGGUCCAGUCGAGUGGAAAGGCCAACGGUCUGGAUGAAGUCGCCUCGUCGCUCGGCGACCAAAAGGCAUCCGCAGCCAGGAGGCCAGCUGAAGAUACCCAGCUGGCUUUAGACGGUUCAUCCCAGCUGAGUACCAGCAGCACGGCCGAGGAAACAGACAAGGCGGCCAAGCCGAAGCAUGCAACCCUUCCGGCCGCUUCGGGCCAAUCGGACGCAGCCAAAGGGGGAGCGUUGGGGUUCUGGAAGUCGGUGCUCCGUGGUCCACCGCCUGCCCCCUGCUGUAAGGUCCACGGGGAGCCCUGUGUGCUCCGCACUGUGAAAAAGGAGGGGCCAAACAUGGGCAAACAGUUCUUUGUGUGCGCACGUCCUCAGGGACACGCCUCUAACCCCGAUGCUCGAUGUAACUUCUUCGCGUGGGUUGAGAGGGCCAAAUGACUUGUUUCUUUAAACUUUUUUUUCUUCAUGUAGCAUAUUUUAGUCUUUGUUAUGUCGCUUUUCUUUUAUUCAAUAAUAAAUGGU